This is a messenger RNA of Encephalitozoon cuniculi GB-M1, 660 nucleotides long. RefSeq lists its product as uncharacterized. Gene Ontology annotation, cellular component: cytoplasm; nuclear pore. Lineage: Eukaryota; Fungi; Microsporidia; Unikaryonidae. Bases 1 to 660 code for a protein of 219 amino acids. The transcript has a single exon. Gene Ontology annotation, molecular function: GTPase activator activity. Gene Ontology annotation, biological process: intracellular transport. The record is from RefSeq and is marked provisional.
AUGGCCGAGGUUGAGAGGAAGGAAGAGCAAGCGAAGAUAGAGUCUGGCUCCAACGAGCAAAAAGAAAGAGGGCUGGAUGGCGUGAAUAAGGGAGAUGCCGUGGGGGAUGGUAAAGAAGGAGGUGAAGCAAAGAAAGUGCAGCAAAGUCCUUUCCUGACCAAUGCUGUGCCCCGAAAAGAUGAGGGCAAGGGAGGGGAGGAAAGAGACAAUAUCGAUGCGGCGGAGGUAGUUGAGAAGCAGAGGAAGCAUCUCGAAGAAAACCAGAGCGACGAGAUUUUAUUUAAGGCAAGGUGCAAGCUUUAUUAUUUCUCGGAGGAGACCAAGGCUCUUGAGGAACGUGCUGAGGGAACCAUGAUUAUUGAGAUGCAUUCAAAAAGCAACCUUGCGAAGAUAACAAUGUUUAGGGACCAAAUCGGUAGGCUUGGGUGCAACCAUUUUAUCAACCCAAGAUUCAAGGCGCAGCCUCACGGAAAGGUUAGUAAUGGAUGGAUGUGGAUGUCUACAGAGGACACAGUUGAAACGGAUGCAUUGAGAAAGAAGAUCCAGCUAUUUGUUGUCAAAUUUUAUUCUGAAGAGGAUUUCAAGAGGUUUGGGGAGGAGUACGAUCUGGGAAGGGCUCAUAAUGAAAAGGCUCUGAAGACAAAGACAAAUAAAAAGUGA